AUGUCUCUCCUUCACAAUGAAGACUUCACGAUCUGGCAACUACGAUCCUCCUAUCUGUCUACAAUCAAGGAUGGGAUCGGAGACCGCUUGAUCAAUGUCAAUAACUCAGUCCUCAAUACUCCCGGAUUCCGUGCUGCUGGCUGGUCAACUGUUUCCAAUGCUGGCAUCGCAUCCUCCCUCAAGCGCACCUACUCCCCACCGAUUCCUACCACGGCUGCAGUGUCAUCGGAAUACUAUCGACUCGCCGUCCGAGAUGCCAACGCUGCACGGGAUGAACUUCAGGGACUCGGCCUAGAAGAUGGCGAGGAUGAAGAAGGGGGAAUGGUUACUGGGAAGAGUAAUCUGGAUCUUACAGGACGACGAGCCCAGGAUCGAGCUGCGAAGAAGAAGCUUCGACGUGAUCGCCAGGCCGAGGCUCAACGACAAGCGGAUGCAGAGGAUGAUGACAGCAGUGAUCUGACAGAUAGUGAUGACGAGGAGAAUCCACGAAGGUCAACCGAUCAAAUCGAUUUCCCCAAGAUGCCCAUCCGCCGCGAUCGAUCCGAUUCCUCUCCAGUCCGUGGGGCCGAACAACGAGAGCGACCUGAGCUCAUGAUCACAGCGCCCUCGGCACAGAAUCUUGCGAACCAUUAUCGGACAGGUUCCCUUGGAACAUCUAUGAAGGGUACUGAGGGACGAACACGGCGGGAUACAACAACGAGCAGUGAUUUGUCGACCGACAAUGAAGUCGAUGUCCCAGCAUACAAGCCAGGACAAGUGCAAUUCUCGACCACCAAUGAAAUUGUCGAGCGACCUCGCAGACGACGCGAGAGGACUGGCAGUCGAGGCGCUGACAGCAUAGUCUUAGAAGACUUGCAAGAACAGGACGAGGAUUCUGGAGCGGAGUCCGUUGGAUCAGCUAUGUCAUCUGAAUUCGAUGCGACAGCCGGGUCUGGCUCAUUGCUAUUGGCAGGAAUGGGUAUGACUGGUACUUUGGACUCAUCCUCACCUGUGGCUCUCAUGCAUAAACUGCCAACAAACACGGGACCUCAAAGUCACUCCCCACGAAAGUCGAAGACGGUCCCAACUCCAGAGCUGUCAGAUCUUCCGCCGCCACGACCUAUCAGCACCAUUCAACCAAUCAGUUUGUUGACUCUGCAGAUCAAAUCCCGUGCACCAGCCCCCAGUAACCCAGUCGAGAGGUUCAUGGUACUCUCUGGGUCAGGGCAGGCCGACCCAUUGUUCCUCAAGAUUUAUCUUCCUUUUUCGUCCGACCCAGAGGAGCCACUGGAUUUACCGCUCAUGCGAGACUCGAAACUUUCGGACCAGCCUGCACCUGUUACAGUCGCAGAAGCGAUUGGCCUGGCCCUUUGGAAGUACUCAGAAGAGUCGCGUACUCCGUCUUUGUCACGCGAAAAGGUUACUGUGAACCGCUGGGCAUUGAGAAUGGUAGAUGAUGGCGAGGUAGAAUAUGACUUCCCGGCAUUGGGACGUACACUUCCGAUGACGGAUUUCACCUCCAACAAUAACCAAGCUGCGAAGGCACGUGGACGCUCACGAGGAAAGCCCUAUGACGAAUUUGCCUUAGUUGAGGCUUCUCAGGGCGAGUUUGAGGAGAACGAAAGACUUUAUCCUCAGUAUAGCGCGAGCGCUGACACGGAAGAGAGCGAGCCACCGGCCAAUGCCAAUCUCGGAGUGCCAGCUCCUCAAGUCGCAGUUCAGAAGAAUCUCUCAACUGGGCGUCCAAACCCGAUUCUCGGUCAACCGUUCCCAACAGCAUUAAACAAUACCUUGACGCCUGCUGACCGACCGGCGGUGCCAAUCUCACAUGCGACACCCCGUCUGGGGGUCUCCAAGACACUGAAAAUUCGGUUCCUCAACCUUGAAGGGUCUGCACAUGUCAUGACUCUCAACACCUCCACCGAUAGCUAUAUUGCAGAGAUUUUAGAUACUGUGUGUAAACGCUGGGGGGUCAUGGGAUCAAACACAGUGGCUCCGCUUGAUCGGACCGUGGAAGCGCUGGCAGUGGCAAAUAUCACCGACCUCGAUCUUUUCAGGCGCCGUUUUGGGGCAGGCGCUGGAUCACCUGGUAGCUCAUCGCCGAAUGCACCGCUGCAGGUGGACAACACUACUAGCAACCCUGCGACAGUCAAGAAGGGCAAGAAAGGAACCAACACGCUUCCAUCGUCGACCCAGAAACAGGAUCUCAUUGGAGGCUAUUAUCGUCGCUACCACGUCUACCGCAAACAACCGAUGUCAUUUACUGCUUCCAACCAUCGUAUCUUGACAUUUGAUAACGACUACAUGCAUAUCGUACCGGGGGAAACGGGCAAGACUGGUUCUGAUGCGAAGACUCGGUCCAUCAACUUCAAUGACGUGGUCGGCUGCAAGGUCAGUCGGCGACAUCCUAAGAGCUUCCGGGUUGUUGUUUUGCGUGGCAACGAUGCUACCGAGCAGAAACGGUAUGACUUUGAGGCUCGCAAUGCUCUGGAAGCUGUGGAGAUUGUGGAUGAGAUUAAGAAGAACAUGGCGCAUUAUCGCAUUUGA
Messenger RNA from Penicillium malachiteum, 2526 nucleotides. RefSeq names its product Sin1 family protein. The record is from RefSeq and is a predicted model, not a curated record. Gene Ontology annotation, biological process: TORC2 signaling. Gene Ontology annotation, molecular function: phosphatidylinositol-4,5-bisphosphate binding. Gene Ontology annotation, cellular component: TORC2 complex; plasma membrane; cytoplasm. The coding region runs from base 1 to 2526 and encodes 841 amino acids. NCBI's taxonomy places the organism in Eukaryota, Fungi, Ascomycota, Eurotiomycetes, Eurotiales, Aspergillaceae. The transcript is spliced from 4 exons.